AUGGACGAACUCUUCAGAGCAGCCCCAGAGCCCGCCACCCCUCUGGGUCGGUAUCGGGUCCUUUCCUCAACAGCAGGAGUCCGCGUCUCUCCUCUCCAACUCGGCGCAAUGUCCAUCGGCGAUGCCUGGAGCCAAUUUAUGGGCAGCAUGAACAAAGAGCAAUCCUUUGCCCUGCUCGACGCCUUCGUCGCCGCCGGCGGUAACUUCAUCGACACAGCCAACAACUACCAGAACGAGCAAUCCGAGACUUGGCUCGGCGAAUGGAUGGCCGCACGCAACAACCGCGACCAGCUCGUACUGGCCACCAAGUUCACAACCGACUACCGCACCCACGCACUGGGGAAGGGCAAGGCUCCCAACGCCUGCGGGAACCACAAGCGUAGCAUGAUCCUCAGCGUCCGCGACUCCCUCCGCAAACUCCAGACCGACUUCAUCGAUGUCCUUUACCUCCACUGGUGGGACCACACCACCUCUAUCGAGGAAGUUAUGGACUCCCUCCACAUGCUAGUCGAGCAGGGGAAGGUCAUGUACCUCGGGAUCUCGGAUUCGCCCGCGUGGGUUGUUGCCGCGGCGAACACGUAUGCGCGUGCGCAUGGUAAAACACCUUUCUCGAUCUAUCAGGGGCGGUGGAACGUGAUGCGCCGCGACUUCGAGCGUGAUAUCCUGCCUAUGGCGCGGCAUUUUGGGAUGGCGCUUGCGCCGUGGGACGUGCUUGGUAGUGGGCAUUUCCAGACUGCUAAGCAGCUCGAGGAGCGGAGGAAGACGGGUGAGGGUCUGCGUAGUGUGAUGGGUGCUGAGCAGACGGAAGAGGAGAGGCAGAUCUCUGAAGCGUUGGCGACUGUUGCUGCUGAGCAUGGGAUUGAGUCAAUUACUGCUAUUGCGCUAGCUUAUGUGCUUUGCAAGGCGCCGAAUGUGUUCCCGCUUGUUGGAGGACGCAAGAUUGAGCACUUGCAUGAUAAUAUCCAGGCUUUGUCGAUUCGGCUGACGGACAAGCAGAUUGAGUUUUUGGAGGCGGCGACCACUUUGGAUAUUGGGUUCCCUGGUAACUUCAUUGGGGGUGAUCCGAGUACCAAUGGUGGCAAGGUGGCUAUGAUCAUGGGUACGGCUGGUCAUAUUGAUUUUGUACAGGCAUCUCGGGCUAUUGGGUAUGAGCCUACUAAGUAG
Penicillium vulpinum is the source of this 1164-nucleotide messenger RNA. Its product is annotated as Aryl-alcohol dehydrogenase (AAD). The record is from RefSeq and is a predicted model, not a curated record. The transcript has a single exon. The coding region runs from base 1 to 1164 and encodes 387 amino acids. Lineage: Eukaryota; Fungi; Ascomycota; Eurotiomycetes; Eurotiales; Aspergillaceae.